GAAUAGAAGGGCGGCGCGCGUGGAUGACGUCAGCCGGUGCCAGCUGAGGAGUCUAGGAGGUCCUGAGGGGGGUGUCAAGUGCUGAGGGGCCCCCGCCGCCGCCGUGUGACACAGACAGUGUCUGCAAUGCCAGAGCUGGUUCACCAGGGCCCUUCUCCAGAGGGCUGAAGAAUGAAAAUCUCCACCAUCGGAUUGACUAAGAUCUGCUUCCUGCUGUCCGUGUCACUCUGCAUUCUCCUCUUCCUUCUCAGUCCAUGGAGGCAGCAUGCCCUACCCAAGCCACUGCUGGUCCCAGCCUGUAACCUCACCUGUACCCGCAUUUACCUGGAGUCCCGGCCUGAGGUCACCAGGCUUUCCACCGCCACACAGGACUGGAGGAGAAACCUUGUGAAGUCCCCUGCGAACGUCGGCCUGAAAGACGAUUCUCGUUCAAGCGACCUUCUUCAGUUAGACGAUCUGUUUAUCGCGGUGAAGACCACAAAGAAGUAUCACAGAACUCGAGUGGACCUUCUUCUGCAGACCUGGAUCUCCCAAGCAAAUAAGCAGACUUUCAUCUUUACAGAUUAUGAAGACCAAGUGCUGCGCCAGAGAGCAGGGAGUCAGAUGGUGAACACGAACUGCACCGCAGUGCACACGCGACAAGCUCUGUGUUGUAAGAUGGCUGUGGAGUAUGACAAAUUUGUGCUUUCCUCCAAGAAAUGGUUCUGUCACAUGGAUGAUGACAAUUACCUGAAUCUGCGUGCCCUGUUAGAUCUGCUGUCUGCCUUCCCGCACAACACGGAUGUUUACGUCGGGCGACCCAGUCUGGACCACCCUGUGGAGACGCUGGACAAGAUUAAGGGCGAUGGCUCGUCAUCUCUGAAGUUCUGGUUUGCAACUGGUGGUGCUGGAUUCUGUAUCAGCCGAGGCUUGGCCCUGAAGAUGAGUCCAUGGGCUAGCAUGGGGAACUUCAUUAGCACAGCGGAGAAGGUUCGGCUUCCUGAUGACUGCACCAUCGGGUACAUUAUUGAAGGAUUGCUGGAGGUGAAAAUGCAGCACAGCAACCUCUUCCACUCGCACCUGGAAAAUCUCCAGAUACUCCCUCAGAUUUCCUUACUGCAGCAGGUAACCCUGAGCUAUGGUGGCCCCGAAAACAGAAGAAACGUUGUACGAAUUUCUGGAGCCUUCAGCUUAGAGCAGGACCCAACAAAGUUUAAAGCCAUUCAUUGUCUGCUUUAUCCAGAGACGAGCUGGUGUCCGCAGAAAAAUCAUCUGUCUUCCUUGACAUGAGUUCCAUCGCACAUCUAGAUUUGACGUCUUCCAAUUUUUUUUGUUUCUGUGAAACAAUGUAUAAAAGCACACAGUGUCUGAAAGCAUAACUGACCUCACCAACCAAUUACCAGGAAGGGCGGCAGAGGAGGUAGAGAUUGUGUAUUUUUGGUGUCAAAUUGAAAGUAUAACUAAAGCCAAG
This is a messenger RNA of Rana temporaria (common frog), 1450 nucleotides long. RefSeq names its product RFNG O-fucosylpeptide 3-beta-N-acetylglucosaminyltransferase (gene RFNG). The record is from RefSeq and is a predicted model, not a curated record. Gene Ontology annotation, cellular component: Golgi membrane. Bases 172 to 1269 code for a protein of 365 amino acids. Gene Ontology annotation, molecular function: O-fucosylpeptide 3-beta-N-acetylglucosaminyltransferase activity. NCBI's taxonomy places the organism in Eukaryota, Metazoa, Chordata, Amphibia, Anura, Ranidae. Gene Ontology annotation, biological process: regulation of Notch signaling pathway; pattern specification process. The transcript is spliced from 9 exons.